Messenger RNA from Zingiber officinale, 1628 nucleotides. RefSeq names its product proline dehydrogenase 2, mitochondrial-like. The record is from RefSeq and is a predicted model, not a curated record. Bases 1 to 1533 code for a protein of 510 amino acids. Gene Ontology annotation, cellular component: mitochondrion. Gene Ontology annotation, molecular function: proline dehydrogenase activity; FAD binding. The transcript has 4 exons. NCBI's taxonomy places the organism in Eukaryota, Viridiplantae, Streptophyta, Magnoliopsida, Zingiberales, Zingiberaceae.
AUGUUGAACAUCCGUCGGAAUCGAAUGAUCGGUGAGAAACUCCCUUCAGACCGGAUCAGUCAUGUGAAUACCAACAGGACUCGCCGUUGUAUUCCAUCGACUCAACCGCCGACGAUGAGAAGCGCAACCAAAAUCACCGCCCGCUCCCUCUCCUCCGUCGCCGCCAAGCUCCCUGCCGCCGGCUUCCCUCCACCUCCUCAGCCACCUUCCUAUAUCGACCUCUCCGACACCAGGCGCCUCUUUGCCUCCGUCCCCACCUCCGCCCUCCUCCGCUCCCUCGCCACCCUCUCCGCUAUGGCCUCCGGCCCCCUCGUCGACCUCGCCGCGGCGGCUCUCCGCUCGUCCGUUCCGAAGGAACGUCGACUCCUCCGAGCCGCCGUCCUCACUGCCGCCCGAGCCACGGUGCACCGCCACUUCUGCGCCGGCGAGCAGGUCGAGGAUGCCGCCCGCACGGUGCGCGCGAUGUGGACCGAUGCCGGGCUGCGCUCCAUCCUCGACUACGGGAUGGAGGACGCCGACGACGCCGCUGCCUGCGACCGCAACCUCGCCGGCUUCCUCCGCGCCGUCGACAUGGCCUCGUCGCUCCCGCCCACCUCCACCAGCGUCUGCGUGAAGAUGACUGCUCUCGCUCCCAUCUCACUGCUAGAAAGAGCGAGCGAUGCGCUACGAUGGGAGCAGCAAAAUCCUUCAUUUCGGCCAGUCGCAUGGAGAUCUCAUUCCUUCCCCGUUCUCUGCGCGUCCAGUCCUCUGCACCUCACCCCAACCGAGCCGAAUCCCCUGACGGAGACCGAAGAGAACGACCUUCAACUGGCCGCACGCCGGCUCUCCGCCAUCUGCCAGAGGUGCGAACAGGCCGACAUCCCCCUACUAAUCGACGCCGAAUACUCCUCCGUUCAACCCGCCAUCGAUUACCUCACCUACUGGGCAGCGUUAAAGUUCAAUCACGGCGAUCGGCCUACUGUUUACGGGACAAUUCAGACUUAUUUGAGGGACUCGAGAGAGAGGAUGAUGAACGCUGCGGAAGGUGCAGCAGCAGCAGGGGUCAGUCUGGGGGUCAAGCUCGUUCGAGGCGCUUACCUGAGCAGAGAGACCCGGCUGGCAGCGGCCAUGGCCGCGCCGUCUCCACUGCACGGGAGCAUCCAAGAAACGCACCGGUGCUUCAACGACUGUGCUUCUUUCAUGAUUGAGCGAGUCAGCAGAGGAGCUGCUGCGGUCGUCGUCGCCACCCACAACCUUCAAUCCGCGCAAGCAGCGGCGUUGAAGGCGCAGGAGCUAGGAAUCGGGAAGGAAGAUGAGAGGGUGAAGUUCGCGCAGCUGAUGGGGAUGGCAAAUGGGCUGUCGUAUGGACUUCGGAACGCUGGGUUUCAAGUGAGCAAGUACUUGCCAUUCGGUCCGGUGGAGCAAGUGAUCCCGUAUCUUCUCAGGCGAGCGGAGGAAAACAGAGGGCUCCUGUCAGCCUCCGCAGCGGACAGACAGCUCAUGCGGAAGGAGCUCUCGAGACGACUCGCUGUUGCAAUUGCAGGAAGGAAUUGAAGAGCUGAUGCCUUCAUCGGUCGUCGUCGUCGUCAUUUCUACCAAUAGAUAUCAAUUGUCAAAAACUUUCUUAUAAUCAAAAUUUACCUUUAUCA